AUGGUGGAAAGGUGGACACCAAUUUUGGUGUUGCUACUUCCAAUUUUGGUAACUGCCGCUAAUUAUCAGCAAAGGCAUACUUAUUGUGAGUUUUAUUUUUUUUGGGAAAAGGGGGAGGGUUUUUGGAUUUUUGAGAAAAAUUGAGGGUCUCAAAAUAUAACGGAUAGAUUUGAGAGCAAGUUGAAAAUGUUUCAAAAAAUAAUUUAUUUUUAAUUUUAUUUCAGUUUUUAUUCCCGUUUCAGUUUCAGAUUUUAUUUUAUUUAAAAUGAUGUUCUUAACUUUUGAACCUAAGGAAAUUUUUUUCUAAAUCAAAAUUCUCAAAAAAAUGCAGUUCAAAAUUUUCACGUGUUUUUUUGGUCCAAAAAAACUUUUCGAAACUUUUUUCCAUCAGAUCGAAAUUCGAAUUUUAAAAAUCCUCGUGUAAAAUUAGCCUGCUUCCAAAUUUUUUGAGGGAAAAUCGAGCGGGUUUCAUUUUUCAAAAUUCUCAAAGCCACGUUUCAUAAUGUUCUAAAAAUUGGAUUUGCAAUAUACCACGUGGUUAAUCAGUUGAAACGUGAAUUUAUGAAAUUUAUCUGAAAAAGUUAAAUUUUUUAAAGCCACGUGAGCUUUUUUCCUAGAAAAAAUCAAAAAUUUAAUUUUCCAAAUAAAAAUUAAUUUUUAAAUUUCUGCGCUUCAAAAUUAGGCUAAUUUCUUUUUCUAUUGUAAUUUUCAAUUUUUGAAUCGUUCCAAAUCUUUUGUCAACACAAUUUUUGAAACACCGUGUUGACCACAAUCUAUUAUUAUUAUUAUUACACAAUAGAGACAUCAGAAGAAAAUCCCACGAAAAUGUUUUUUUCUUCUUUUUUGGCUGCUGCCUGCCAAUGAUGAGAUUUAGUGUAAAAAGGUGUGUCUUUUAGUCGGUGACAAAAAUGGGCAAUUUUUGGGUGUGUCUUCAAUUUCUUCCCUUCGUUUUUAGUUUCUUCUUCUGAAACUAAUGUGACCUUGAAUAGUUUAGUUGUUGUUGUGGUAAAUAAAUAUAAAAUAAAAUAAAUCGAAAAUGAAAAGAGAAAGAAUUGGCGAGAGAAAAAAGAAGAGAAAAAAGGAAUGAGAAGGAGAUAAUGAAAAUCGUAUAGUUAAUGAAUGAAUGAGUAAGGGAUUGCCAUUGAUAAAUAGUUUAAGAUUUUUUUUUUGAAAAAAGAACUUCUGGAAAAUGAAGACUUCCAAAAAAGGGCAAAAAGUUAAAAAUAAGCUUUUUUUGCAGCUAGUCUUCAAUGUCGAGUCAAUGAUCCACUUUCGUGUAAUCAAGAAAAGAGCGAGGUAAAUUUUGAAAUCUGAAAAUUAGUUAUGACGUGGCAAGAUUUGAACUGUGAGCAAAAGUGAUAGUUUUUUUCAAUUUUGUAUUUUUUCAAAAGAAAAACUUUUUCGAUUCUGGAAAAUAUCAAAACUUUUUAGAAAUUCAAAAUUUGAAAUUUUCUGAAAAUGUAAUUUGCCACGUCAUAAUUUGAAUAUUCUUCUCCUAGGUUUGUGUAUUUGUAAAUGGUCAAUAUCGAUGUGAAUGUCCAGUUGGAGUAUCUCGAUUACCCGAUGGCCGAUGUCUUAUGGUAAAUGAAUGUGCUCGACCAUCUUUAAAUGCCUGUCAUAAAGAUGCCGCUUGUAUAGAUCUUGCAGAAGGUUAUACUUGUCGAUGUAACACAGGAUUUGCUGAUGUUUCACCAGACAAAGUUAAUAAACCAGGAAGAAUGUGUCAAAAAACAGCAAAUGAAUGUGGACAAAAAUCAACUUAUGGUGUAGAUUGCGAUGAAAAUGCAGCAUGUGUUGAUACACCAGAAGGAUUUCAAUGUGUUUGUCAACCAGGAUUUGUUGAUGUUUCAACUUCAAUCGCCAAAUUACCUGGAAGAAAAUGUGUUGAAAGUGUUAAUGAAUGUACAAAUGGUCAAGCUGAUUGUUCAAAAGAUGCUGAUUGUUUUGAUCGAGCUGAUGGAUAUGAAUGUAAAUGUCGACCUGGUUUUGUAGAUGCUUCACCAAAUAAUGAUAAAUAUCCAGGAAGAGUUUGUAAUAAACCAAAAUCACCAGAAUAUUAUGGUCAACAAAGUAGACAACCUCAAUGCUCAGAUGCUUCUCCUUGCGGACCAAAUGAAGAAUGUCGAUUCAAUCCAGCCGGCGAAAAAGUUUGUCAAUGUAGAAGAGGAUCUGUUCAACAAUCAAACGGUGUUUGCAAAGUUUUUAGUCAAUGUGAACAGAAUAAUGAAUGUGAUAAGAAUGCAUUCUGUUCAAAUACUUAUGACGGAGCAAAAUGUCAAUGUAAAGCGGGAUAUUUGGAUGUGAGUCCAGAUGUUGUUAAAUUGCCGGGAAGAAAAUGUCAACAAGUUGUGAAUGAAUGUGCCGAUGGAAGUCAUGAUUGUUCACAUAAUGCAGAUUGUCAAGAUACACCAACGGGAUAUUUGUGCUCGUGUAAAAAAGGUUGUAUUGAUGUGUCAUCAAGAUAUGAUUUAUUGCCAGGAAGAAAAUGCAGUGUUGGUGAGUGAAAUUUGGAAAAUUAGCAAGUGUGAUUUAACUUCACUCUAACUUUUUAACAAUUUGACGAGAGUGUGUUUUAGAAAUACAAUGGAAAUGGUCUUGGAUUUGAAAAAAACCAUAGAUUUUUUGAAUUGUAGUCUGAUUAGAAACAUUGAAGAUCAUUAUUUUUGAAAAAUGUAGUCUAAAAUUGAACGCUCAAAAUCAGGAAGUGCAUAAUUUAAAAAUCUUCCAGUAAAUAAUAUCGGUUUUAAAAAAUCUCCAUCUUUAUCUUCAAAACUUUUUCGAUUGACAUUUUAAUAACCCUCUAACAUUUUCACCAUAUAACCCAUUUCAGCCGAUUCCCAGAAUCCAUAUCAACCAGGUAAGUUACUGUAUGCUUCUCCUCAUUUUUUCAAAUUUUAUUUUGCUAUCCCGCAUCCGCAUGUACAAUACAAGCUUCUCCAUCCUACUAGCUCAAUAAAAUCAAUAGAAAACCUAUUUUUUUCAGCCGCCAAUCAAUGUUCUGAUAAAUCUUUGAAUAGCUGUGAUGAGAAUGCAGAUUGUGUUCAAUUACCAGAUGGAUAUACUUGUAAAUGUUUUGCUGGAUAUGUUGAUGUCUCUUCAAAUGCCAAUCUACCUUCAGGAAGAGUUUGUACACUUUCAACCGCUUGUCCAGCUCAACCAACAGAUCUUGUUUUCCUUAUCGAUGGAUCGGGAUCAAUUGGAAGUUAUGUGUUCCAAACUGAAGUUUUGAGAUUCCUCAAAGAAUUCACCGAACUUUUCGAUAUUUCUCCACAAAAAACAAGAGUAUCAGUUGUUCAAUAUUCUGAUCAAAUUCGUCACGAAUUCGGUUUGGAUAAUUAUAAUGAUCGAAAAUCUUUGCAAAAUGCUAUUACAAAUAUCGAAUAUCUUACUGGAUUAACUAGAACUGGAGCAGCUAUUGAACAUGUUGCAAACGAAGCAUUCAGUGAAAGAAGAGGAGCUCGACCAGUUGGACAAGUUAGCAGAGUUGCUAUUGUUAUUACUGAUGGAAGAUCACAAGAUAAUGUAACUCGACCAGCAAAUAUUGCAAGAUCUCAAGAUAUUCAAAUUUUCGCAGUUGGUGUUACAAAUCAUGUUUUGGAUACUGAAUUGGAAGAGAUUUCUGGAGCUAAAGAUAGAACUUUCCAUGUUUCUGGUUUCGAAGAUCUCAAUACCAGAUUAAGAAGUGCAAUUCAACGUGUUGCUUGUCCACAUCAAAGUAAUGAAGAUACAUUUAACAAGGGACCAUGUGAUCCAAACAAUCAUAAUGGUUGUGAUAGAUCUUUGAAUCAAGUAUGCACUUUGGUAAAUGGUAAACCAGUUUGUGGUUGUCCACCAGGAUUCGAUAUUCAUCCAGUUACAAAAGUUUGUGGUGGAGAUGUUUGUAAUCCAGAAAUUGCAACAUCUUGUCCAGAUCCGGAAAUUUGCGAGAAAACACCUUUUGGAAACUGGAGAUGUACUUGUCCAGCUGAUUUGGGAUGGAGAGAUCGAUUGACUGGAGUUUGCAGUUAGUUUUUUUUUAUUUGUAUGGGGAUUUUGUAAACAGCGCAAACAUUUUUAGAAAAAAAUUAAGACGUGGCAGAUUUGUAAUUUGAAUUUUUAAAAAUGUUGCAUUCUGAACCCUGGAAAAUUCUAGCUCACGACAGCGCAAAAUCACCCUACAAAUUUUCAAAAUUUCUCAAAAGUUCUGAAACCGAAAUUCAAUUAUCUAUCAAAUAGAAUUUCAUGCAAAACCUCCUGAUAUUAAAAACUUUUAAUUUUCAGAAAUCGGAGAGAAACCAACAACAUCAGAUUCAACUGAUGAAUGUCAUCCAAAUGAUAUUCAUAGUUGCCCACCAAAUUCUAAAUGCGAAAAAGGAGCCGGAGGAGAAUUCAUUUGUAAAUGUGAUGAUGGAUUUGUUAGAAACGGACAAUCGAACAAAUGCGAAGCUCCAGGAACAUGUGAUCCAAGAAUUCCAGAUUCAUGCGAUGCUCGCAAAAAAGAAAAAUGUUUGCCAAAUCUUCUCGGUGGAUUCUCUUGUCAAUGUGAUCGUUUCCACAAAAGACAUCCAGUCACUGAUAUUUGUUUGAUUGAUGAAUGUUCAGCUGGAACACACGAUUGUGAUCAAAAUGCAAAAUGUACCGAUACAGAUGAAUCAUAUCUUUGUAAUUGUAAUGUUGGUUUCCUUGAUAAAUCACCAGAACAACAUAAGAAACCAGGAAGAGUUUGUUCAAAACAACGAAAUGAAUGUCUUGAUGGAACACAUAAUUGUUCAAUGAAUGCUGAUUGUAUUGAUCAUCCUGAUGGAUUCCUUUGUCGAUGUCGCGAAGAUUUUGUGGAUAUUUCACCAAAUCCACAUGCUUUCGGAGGAGUUGAUUGUCGUGCUUUGGUAAAUGAAUGUCUUCUUCCUGGAGCAACAACUUGCAGUGAAAAUGCGAUUUGUAUCGAUACUCGUGAUUCUUACAAAUGUCAAUGUAAAGAAGGAUUUGUGGAUCAUGAUGAACUUCGAAAUCCUGGCAGAACUUGUAAGAAAUUGAAUCAAAUUUGUGAAAGUGGAAAACAUGAUUGUGACAAAAAUGCACGAUGUGUUGAAAAGGGAGCAAAUGAUUAUGAAUGUGUUUGUAAUUCUGGAUUCAUUGAUAAAUCACCACUUCCAAGUAGAACUGGAAGAAAAUGUGUUGAACCAAUUUGUUCGGAUGAAACAAAACACACUUGUCAUUCAGCAGCAAUUUGUGAAGAAAAUGAUGAAGUCGAAGAUAAAUACACUUGUAAAUGCCGUGAUGGAUAUAUUGAUAUUGGAGACAAAAAAGAUGGAAGAAAUUGUAAAGAACUUGUGAAUGAAUGUUUGGAUGCUUCAUUGAAUUCUUGUGAUGCGGCAGCAACUUGUAUUGAUUUGGAUGAUGGAUAUACUUGUAAAUGUCCACUUGGAUCAAAAGAUGAAUCAGCUGAUUUGGAAAAAUUGCCAGGAAGAAAUUGUAAGGGAUUGGUUAAUGAGUGUAAUAUUCCACAUUUGAAUAAUUGCUCGCAUUUUGCCACGUGUCACGAUUUGGAAGAAGGAUAUGAGUGUAAAUGUAAACCAGAAUAUCAUGAUCAAAAACCAGAACAACCCGGAACUGUUUGCAAAUUCAGUGAGUUAAAAAACAAUUCUUCUCCCUCCAAACCAUACAAAAUUUUCAGUCAUAAAUGAAUGCCUCGCUGAAAAUCUCAACGACUGCAGUGUAAAUGCUGAAUGUAUCGAUAAAAUCGACGAUUAUGAAUGUAAAUGCAAAUCACCACAUCAAGAUAUGCUUUUGUCGAGUCCAGGAAGAGUUUGUCGAUUCAAUGAAUGUUCGGAUCCAAAAUACAAUGAUUGUCACAAAGAUGCGAAUUGUAUUGAUACCGAUGAUAGUUAUACUUGUCAAUGUAAAGAAGGAUAUUUCGAUGAAAUCGCAGAUAUCAAUCGACCAGGAAGAACUUGUAUUGAAGUUGGAUUAAUUAUUGAACAACCAAAUCAACACGAGCCAGAAACUACACCAGAUCCAAAUUUGGUGAAAUGUGGAAAUGAUAAAUGUCGAUUGGAUUUGGGAGAAGUUUGUGUUGGUGGAUCGAAAUGUGAAUGUCGACCGGGAGAAAGUCGCGAUUCAGAUGAUGAAAAAUGUGUGCCUGUUACAACAAUUCCACUUGUUGUUAAAGUCGAAGAAAUUGACGGUGAACCAAUUCAUUACACAACUGAUUAUUCAAAACCAGAAUCUCGUCAUCAUGUUGAAAUUUCUGAUGCUGUUAACAAAGCAGUUCGAAAGAUUAUUCCAAGAACUGAUGUUGCUCCAAGAUUUGUUACCACCGAUGUCAAAUAUGUUACAAAUCCAAAAGUUGUUGAUAGUGAUUGGGAUAAAGGAGUUCUUGUUAAUUCAACAAUUAAACUUGCUGGCAAAGAAGAAAUCGAUAAAUGCAAAUUAUACAAACAAAUAACUGAUAUUGUCAAAGAAAUGGGUGGAAGAGUUGAUAGAGUUACAUUAGGAGAUAGUGAUAAAUUAGAUCCAUGUGGAACACAAGAUGAUGAUAAUAAUAAAAAGAAUGGAAUUCGAUGUGGAGAUACAUUCUGUUCUCCAGACCUUGGCGAAGAAUGUAUUGCUGGAAAGAUUUGUGGAUGUCCAAAAGGAAUGAAACGAAAGGAUUCAAGUAGUCCAUGUAGAAAUGUUGAAUCGUGGAAUCUUCCACUUUAUGUUAUUCGAGAUGGUCAUGAAAAGAUCACUUAUUCUCCAAAUCUUGCAAAUCCAUUGGAUGAUAAUUAUAAAUCAUUGGUUUCGAGAUUCGAAAAAGGAGUUGGAGAAAGUUAUGAUAAAACACCAUUGAAAUCUGGAUUCGUUACUGCUGAAGUAAAUGAGAUUGAAAAACCAGAAACAAGAAAGAAGAUUUGGGGAGAUAAUGGAAUUCUUUACAAUUUCACAACUCAUUUUGUUCGAGGAACUGUUGGAGAACCAUCAACUGUUUUCACUGAUCUUAUUGAAUAUAUUACGAAAAAGAAUGAUUUCGAAGUUGGAACAUCAAAACUUUAUAUUUCACCAGAUCAAUUGAAUCCAUUCUCAAGUUGUUAUAAAUCCGAUUGUCAUCCAGAUGCAAUUUGCAAAGAAGAUGGAAAAGGAUAUACUUGCUCUUGUCCAGACGGAUUCCGUGAUUUGAAUCCAAUCAAACCCGGAAGAAAUUGUUUGAGUUAUCGAGGAGUAAAUGAAUGCGAAAAACCAGAAUUGAAUGAAUGUUCACCACAUGCAAGAUGUAUUGAUAUGGAUUAUUUAUACAAAUGUGAAUGUAUUAAACCAUAUGUCAAUUCUGCUGAAAAAGAUGCACUUCCUGGAUCAGUUUGUUCAAUCGAUUAUUGUUCCGAUGUCAAUUUCUGCCCAUUGAAUUCAACUUGUGUUAAUGUUGAUGAACAGGUAAUUGAGGGACCGUGUAAAAGGAAGAGGGGUGAGGAAUUAUCAGGUUUAGUUCAAACUUUAAAAAACUUUGAGAAACACCACCCUUCUCUCAAUGCUCGAAAUUUCCAAAUUAAUAAGAUAAAGUUUAAUCCUGAUAUCCCUCCCCUUCUCGUUUCAGAAUCCCCGCAAUUCCAACUUCUAUCUUUUCUAUCCUAGCCCAUCUCCUCAAAUUCUUCUAUAUCUAAUUUUCAAUUUCAAAACUAACCUCUUCUUAGAACACCUUUCUAUCUACCCAUUUUCAAAGACUUAUAAUUCACAGGCAAAAUGCGAUUGCAAAGCUGGAUUCGUUGAUAUUCGAAAAUCCGAUCAUUUAUCCGAUGCUGGACUUGGCGAUGCAAUUUGUUUGCGAUCAUCUGAUGUUGAUGAGUGUGCUUUAGGUCUUCAUAAUUGUAGUGCAGCUGCUUUAUGUAUUGAUAAGAAAAUUGGAUAUGAUUGUAAAUGUCAAGAUGGUUAUGAAGAUGGUAAUCCAUCACUUCCUGGAAGAAUUUGUGCUGCUUCACUUUGUGGUCUUUGUAAUGGACAUGGUGAUUGUAUCCACGAUUCUCAUUCAUCAAAUGUUACUUGUGCUUGUCUCGAUGGUUAUACUGGAGAAUUCUGUGAAACCGCGCCAUCAAAUGCUGGUUUGAUUUUGAUGACAAUUCUUGCACUUCUCUUCCUUCUUCUUACUCUUCUUUGUUGUCUUUACAUGUGUGCAAGAUGUAGAUGUUUUGGUGCCAGAGGAAAACAUUCAAGUGGAUUAGGAAGUGAGAUUCUCGAACCAACUUAUAUACCAAGGCCGACUUAUAUCAAGGGAAAUACUGCUGAUUAUGGUCAAAUUGUUCAUCCAGGAAACCUUGAUGGAUAUCUCGAUGGUUUGUCAAUGUCUUCCGAUGGAAGUUCGAUCGAAGAAAUUGAGAGAAGAGUUACAACUGAUGUUACAACAAGAGAAGUUCGAACAACAACAGUUCGAGAUGAAAGUGGAAAUAUUGUUAGUCAAACAAUUUCUCAUAGUAAUGGAGCAUCUGGAGCAGCUGGUGGAGCAGCCGCUAGUAGUUAUGCAGCUGGAGAAACUGAAACUGAACAAUAUGGAAUGAUAUCAUCUGAUCAUUAUAAAACAUCAGCUUCGGAAGCAAUGGAUGCUGCUAUGUCAGCAUCUGCAUCACAAUCAAGAGGAGCAUAUAAUCAAAGUUAUCAAAAUAGAAGUUAUGAACAUGGAUAUGAUUCGGAUUCUUCUGCUGACACUGAUGCCGGACAUGCGACAUACGAUAGAACAACUAGAUCGAACACGGUGAGUUAAAAAAUAUUGAAGCUGUGCACAGUCAUCAAAACUUUUGAAAAAAAUAUACAAUAUAAUUUUUAGGCGCAUGACUUCGAACCCGGAACAGAUCCUCGAACUGGAGUUGAGAGAACUAAGCGUGAAUUUGUAACAACAACAAAGGCUGAAGAAGUCAAUUAUUUCUAG
Caenorhabditis angaria is the source of this 8869-nucleotide messenger RNA. The record is from the annotation of a GenBank genome assembly. Lineage: Eukaryota; Metazoa; Nematoda; Chromadorea; Rhabditida; Rhabditidae.